CCUAUUUAUAGGUAUACUAAUUGCAAGUGGGCGCGAGUUUGUAUCACUGAGUCACAGCUCGUGUCUUCCUCGAGGAAUAGAGAUAGAGACGAACAAUCAAGGAAUUCCAAUGUUGUGUCGCGUGCUCUAUCUACGCCUGGUUAGCAAAGAACCGAACAGAUCCAUUUUGUAUUUGCCCAGCCACUCGGUCGUACAUCGAGCUUAACCGCAACGGGUCCGCUAGCGGUGCAAACGCGCCAAUGUGACGAUUUAAUGGCGAAAUCUGUUACGUUCCGGGCGCCACAGCCGAGGAGAUACAUGUAAUCUUACAUACAAGCAUUUCUUUGAUGCUUUCCGAUGAAGCUGCUCGGCUGGAGAUUAGUAGAGAGGUUUAUUAAUGAAACGGCAUGCUUGUAAGAGUCUGGCCGCACAUCGCCACGUGGGAUGAAUGAAGAAGAAUUGUUAAAACGGUCUGCUGCAGAGCGUGAUAGGAUUUUCAGUUGCUAUGAUCGUGGUAGGGAGGGUGCUGAGAUUGAUCCUUGGGAGGAUCCUGCUUACGAAGUUUAUCAUACUACAGAUAGAUAUGGAUUUAUACACGAUAAGAGGUUACCACAGAAACGGGAUGCGUUUGAAGUCAAGUUGCACCACGUGGAGAUGGAGAGAUUGAAGAAAUGGGAGAAAAUGACGAAACAAUGGGACAGUGCCUCGACAAAGGAAAAAUUGCGCCGCAGAAUAUACAAAGGAAUUCCUAACAGAUUUCGUGGUCAAGUAUGGACUCUACUUUUAGGAAUAAAGAAUCUGAAGAAGGAGCAGGCGGGCAAGUAUGAAGAGAUGUUACAAUUGGCUCGCCAAUGGUCCACAGAGAUACGACAGAUUGAUGCCGAUGUUGCCAGACAAUACAGAGAUCAUAUUAAUUAUAGAGAGAGAUAUAGCAUAAAACAAAAGUCUAUGUUUUACGUACUGGCUGCCUACAGUAUGUACAACAUGGAGGUAGGAUAUUGCCAAGGAAUGUCCGUGCUAGCCGGUUUGCUGCUGCUUUACAUGGAUGAGGAAGACGCUUUCUGGGGCCUUUCUGUGUUGCUUGCCGAUCAAAAAUACAGCAUGCACGGUUUUUACGUCGAUGGAUUUCCCAAAUUAAACCGCUUCAUAGAGCACCAUGACAAGAUAAUGAACAAAUGUUUGCCGAAACUAAAACGGAAAAUGGAUAAGUGCGGUUGCGAUUCUAUACUCUAUGCAUUGAAGUGGUUCUUCGUUGUUUUUCAAGAGAGAACUCCCGUUAGUCUCGGUCUCCGUAUCUGGGACAUAUUUCUGUUGGAUGGUGAUCGCAUGUUAUCAACAAUGGCAUAUACUGUUAUGAAGCUGCAUAAGCGCUAUUUGAUGCCAAUGGAAAGUCUUGAUGAAUUUUGCAACUAUCUACAAAUUAAGCUGGAGAAGGAUUUUUGCUUUGAUGACGACACCGUGAUAAGUACGAUGGAGCGCAGCAUGGAAGAAUUAAAGCGUGCCAAAUUAGACUAUCCAGGUGCUCCGUUGCCACACGAACUACCCCGUUAUCCGUUUGGCACUUUCCAGGAGCCUACUUUUACCAGCAAGGUUGGAAGGCGAAGCGAAGAGUUUAGCGAAGCUCAACAUGUGAUGCGAGAAUCAGUGGUGCAGCGCAGGGAUAUGACAUUGAUCGACAACGGUAGAGAGAGCACCACGCCUGUCGAGCCGACCAGUGGCCUUGGCGGAAGUAAAUUCUCCUUUGAUCCAAGUCUUGAUGAGGGCGCAUCUCCCAAUGGCUCUCGUCGGUCAUUAGCCGAGACGUCGGUGACAUCGACGGCCGAUUUAUCGGUAUUCAGCUCGGUAACACGUUCCCAGGUCCUGGACAACAGUUUGGAUACCCAGAGCAAUAUCUCGAAUGGGAGCUCGGGCAGUGGCGGUCUGCCUACACCGCGGGCGACGCCGCAUCAGCCCAGCCCAGACGUAGUGCGAAUUUACGUGCCAUACACGUCGCCUACGUAUACAUCGUCGGCGGUGGCUUCUUACAAGGAUGAUCUACCGCGCACACUGCCCCGUUCUCUGGACACCAACAAGAUUCGCAUUCGCAUCGAUCCAGACCAGACGCCUAUCGUUGAGAAUCUAAAGCCGUUCACACUCGAAAGUCCAGAAGUCGAGCUAGAUUUGAAGUGAGUCGUUUGAGCUACACGCAAACGUGAAAUCAUAAAUGAUGUGCAUACGAUAGCUUGGUCCUGAAAGUCGCGCAUUUGUUGUCAAGAGCGAGAGCAAUAUCAUAAAGUUAAUAAUAUUUGAGAUAUCUUUUUUUUAAGUAGUCGAUUGGAUAUUGGAUAUUAAU
Molecule: messenger RNA, 2311 nt
Organism: Atta colombica
Lineage: Eukaryota; Metazoa; Arthropoda; Insecta; Hymenoptera; Formicidae
Gene: RN-tre
Product: USP6 N-terminal-like protein
Exons: 8
Coding region: 424-2148 (574 amino acids)
Source: RefSeq, a predicted model, not a curated record